Molecule: messenger RNA, 2945 nt
Organism: Mycotypha africana
Lineage: Eukaryota; Fungi; Mucoromycota; Mucoromycetes; Mucorales; Mycotyphaceae
Product: pre-mRNA splicing factor component-domain-containing protein
Exons: 5
Coding region: 188-2572 (794 amino acids)
Biological process (GO): mRNA splicing, via spliceosome
Cellular component (GO): spliceosomal complex; Prp19 complex
Source: RefSeq, a predicted model, not a curated record
AAAGAGGUCCUCGAUGAGGCUAAAAAAAAAAAAAAAAAAGUCGAGGUGACGUUGACCUUUAGAAAAAAAGACAUGAACGGAGUUUAGAAAGAUUUCCUCGCAAAGGGAAGAAAAAAAAAAAAGGCAGCAGCCUUUUUCUGGUUUCUCUUACUAUUAUUCGAUUUAUUCCUAUUGCUGCUAUUCAGUCAUGAAGUUUAUUAUUAAAGGUGGUGUUUGGAAAAACACAGAGGACGAAAUUUUGAAAGCUGCCGUUAGUAAAUACGGUAAAAAUCAAUGGGCUCGUAUCUCUUCAUUGUUGGUACGAAAAACACCAAAGCAAUGUAAAGCAAGAUGGUACGAAUGGUUAGAUCCUAGUAUUAAAAAGACGGAAUGGUCAAAAGAAGAAGACGAAAAAUUACUUCACUUGGCCAAAUUGAUGCCAACACAAUGGCGUACGAUUGCACCCAUCGUAGGCCGUACACCAGCUCAAUGUUUAGAACGUUAUCAACGCUUGCUAGAUGAAGCGGAAGCUCGCGAAUCAGAUCGUUCAGCUGAACUAGGCCUCACUGGCGCUGCAGGCCACGAAACUGGUCCCAGUGCUGACGAUGUACGUAAACUAAGACCAGGCGAAGUCGACCCCGAACCAGAAACAAAGCCAGCCAGACCGGAUCCUGUCGAUAUGGACGAAGACGAAAAAGAAAUGUUGUCAGAAGCACGUGCGAGAUUAGCCAACACACAGGGUAAAAAAGCCAAGCGAAAGGCAAGAGAAAGACAGUUGGAAGAAGCGAGAAGAUUGACAGCCCUUCAGAAACGAAGAGAGUUGAAAGCAGCCGGUAUUCAUAUGCGUAUGAAACAAAAGAAAAACGUCAUGGAUUACAAUACAGAUAUACCCUUUGAAAAGAAGCCUGCCUUGGGUUUCUACGACACCACCGAAGAAGCCAACAGAAAAGUCGAUCCUGGAAAGCUCACCAACGUCCAUCUAUCCAAACUGAACAGACGACGUGCUGAUAUCGAAGACGAAAAGAACCGAGAAAAGAAACGAAAAGCCAAGCAAAAUCAAAAAAACAACGCACCCCAAGGCAAUCAGGGACGAUUUGUGGCUGCUAAAAAUGCACAAAAGAUUGUACAAAUGCAAGAACAAGAGCAAAUCGCUAAACGUCGUAAGCUUGUCUUGCCUGCUCCUCAGGUAGGCGAACAAGAAUUGGAGGAAAUCGUAAAGACGGGUUUUGCUGGCGAAACUGCCAAAACCUUGGUCUUGGACAACGACGUGGAUGCCACGGAAGGUUUGGUGAGCGAUUAUUCCUUCACUCCCGCCGGUCGCAUCGCCACUGCCACAAGAACGCCUAGAGCUCCUCCCAGCAACGAUCAUUUAUUGAUUGAAGCCAGAAAUCUCAAAGCCCUCAGUACAGCACAGACACCGUUGUUAGGCGGAGAAAAUGCUUCCUUGGAAGGAGGCACAGGUUUUGAAGGCAUCGCGCCCAAAUCCCAAGCCAUUCAAACACCCAAUCCUUUGGCCACCCCUCUCCGCCAUCCCUCGGCCACUCCCUUUGGCAAGACCCCCAUGGAUACCCCUUUCAGAACGCCUCGUGAAGAAAAACUAUCACACCUACAACGUAAAAAGACCUUGCUCCAAGGCCUGGCGAGCUUGCCUAAGCCUCGUAACGAGUGGGAAAUCAGACUGCCCGACAUAGAAUCGAACGCUUCUACUGCCACCACCACCGACGCGAACACCAGCAUGGCCGUCGAAGACAUGAGUGAUCUGGAAAGAGAACAGAAAGAAGCAGAGGAAAAGGAAGCCAAAGAACGUGCUCUGCGUCGUUCAUUGCCUGUCCAACUCAAUUUACCACGUCCUUCCACAGCUGUCACCGAUCUGACCGCCGAUGAGGAGUUGGACCCAGUGGAAAAGAUGAUUGCCGAAGAAUUACAGCGCUUACUGAAGCACGACGCUGUGAAAUACCCUGUGGCAGGUGGCAAGGUCGCCCCAGGUGCCACUCGAUUACCAGAAGACCUGGAACACUUGGAGGACGAGUUUGACUCGAUCACUUUACAAGAGGCACGUCAAGAAUUAGAUAAAGACAUCCGACGUCAUUUGGGACUCGACGACAAGGACGAUAUCAAAAAAGCGGUAUGGGAUCAUCUGUCCGCUCAUCCACACUUUGAACAACAAUGGAAUCAACAACAUUGUCAGCUUCUCUUUUCUGCCAAGUAUAACCGAUUCAUGACAGAAGACGAGAUGGACGAUGAAAAAGAUAAAAUUCAAGGUUUAAGCAAAAUGAUCGAGGCGAGUCGUCAAACCAUGGUCAGAGAUGCUACAAAAGCUGGUAAAUUAGAGAAUAAAUUGGACGUGAGAUUAGGUGGUUAUAUGGCCAGAUCAAAGACAUUAUCACAACAGUUGAUCGAUGCCUUUGAAGAAUACGAAGCAGCACAAGUCGAGUACCAAAGCUUUGUCAACUUGCAAAUCGCUGAAAAGGCCGCCAUCCCCAGACGUGUCGAAGCGCUUGAAGAAGAAGUCUACAAGUUGGCUUCCAGAGAAAGAGAAUUGCAACAAAAAUACAAAGACCUUUAUGAUGAAAAGGUGGCCCUCUGUACCUAAGAAUGACCAUCCUAUCUCCCUGUUUGCAUGCCUCAUCCUCACGUAGUCUUCAUUUUGAUGCUUCUUUCUUUUUUCUCUCGUGGACAAUGUAUGUCCUUCCACUGUAACCCCCUAUUUAAAAGAACAAAAAUUCCUCAUUUACAAUCAUCAAUAAAACAGUAGUUGCAAGAAACGCAAAACGACGUUCUGUCAUGGCUGUCUAUGCCGUGCACGGCCCUCCAUACUAUCUCACGUGAUCACUCUCACGAUGACGACUCUCCACAUCUUUAGACAACUCUAUUCAAAUUCUGCCUUAAAUCGUCGUUUUAGGACGCAUAUUUAGAAAUGGCACAAAAUUUCAAUAUCCGAGUUCCUUUUUUUCCCUCCUCUGCUU